CGAACUUCCUGGUCCGCAGACAGCCCAGGAGAGCGACAGCAGCAGGGGACCCCGGAGCCAUGGGGUGCACUCGCGACGCCAUCCUCGAUGCGCUGGAGAACCUGACUCCGGAGGAGCUCAAGAAGUUCAAGCUGAAGCUGCUUUCAGUGCCCCUGCGCGAAGGCUAUGGGCGCAUCCCGCGGGGCCCCCUGCUGUCCAUGGAUGCCAUGGACCUCACAGACAAGCUGGUCUCUUCCUAUCUGGAAGAGUACGGUGUAGAGCUCACAGCACUCGUGCUGCGCGAAAUCGGCAUGAAGGAGCUAUCAGAGCGGCUGCUGGAGGUCACGCGCAAAGGCCACGCAGCCGCACCUGCUGGGAUCAAGGCUUCUCAUCAGACUGCAGCCAACCCAGCAUCGCACUUUGUGGACCAGCACCGGGCAGCCCUUAUCGCACGGGUCACAGACGUGGAUGGGGUGCUGGAUGUCCUGUAUGGUAAGGUCCUGACAGAGGAGCAGUACCAGGCAGUGCGAGUGGAGUCCACCAACCCACUGAAGAUGAGGAAGCUCUUCAGCUUUGCUCCAUCCUGGAAUGUGACCUGCAAAGAUGCGCUCCUUCAGGCCCUGAGGGACACCCAGCCUUACCUGGUGGCCGACCUGGAGCAGAGCUGAGGUGUCUUCACCAGCAGCGGCCCCAUGUACAACCCCUGGCAGUUCUAGCCAACUUACCCCAAAUCUGAUUUUUCUUAAUCAUAAUAUAUGAAAAUGCAGCUUGUA
This is a messenger RNA of Suricata suricatta (meerkat), 752 nucleotides long. Its product is annotated as apoptosis-associated speck-like protein containing a CARD. The record is from RefSeq and is a predicted model, not a curated record. The transcript is spliced from 3 exons. Bases 60 to 647 code for a protein of 195 amino acids. Gene Ontology annotation, biological process: inflammatory response; innate immune response; regulation of apoptotic process. Lineage: Eukaryota; Metazoa; Chordata; Mammalia; Carnivora; Herpestidae.